AUGGAUAAAUCUUGGAUGCAUAUUCAAGAUAGAUUGCUGAGCCAUGAGUAUGCCGAUGGAGUUAAUCAUUUUUUAUCCAUGGCUCAAUCCAAUGCGCCUGCCAGUGAUGCAAUUCGAUGUCCUUGCCGGAUAUGUCGUAAUAAUUUUUUCCAACCAUUUGAUGUUGUGAGGGAUCAUUUGUUCUUGCGAGGGAUUGAUAUAAGUUAUACUCAAUGGAUCUUUCAUGGAGAACAGGAUCCUUUUCAUGCCAACCGGUCUGAAGAUGAGGACUAUGGAGAUGAUUUUGGUGAGUACAUUGAUGAUGUUGAUGAGAUGUUAGAUGACAUCCGGGUGGGAUCCUUCAUGGAUAGUCCUCACGGUUUAAAUGCUGGUGGCAUUGACGAUGCUAAUGCAGAACCCAACGUUGGGACUUCAAGACACCAUACUUUUGAACAGUAUGUAGAGGAUGCACGACGUCCACUCUAUCCAUCGUGCACAAACUACUCAAAGCUAUCAUUUAUGGUGAAGUUGCUUCACAUUAAGAGUAUUGGUGGUUGGAAUGUGAAGUCAUUUAACAUGGUGCUGAAGCUAUUGAAAUCUGCCUUCCCGACUGCUCUCUUGCCUGAAGACUAUAAUGAGGCACGUCAGCUAGAGCGUGGGUUGGGAUUUAGUUACACCAAAAUCCACGUAUGCCCAAAUGACUGUAUCUUGUUCUGGAAAGAAUACGAGGACAAAGAUAAGUGUCCUAAAUGCAAGUCUUCUAGGUGGGUCUCAAUGACAAGUAAACACCGGGUACCUCAGAAAGUGAUGCGUUAUUUUCCAUUGAAGCCUAGGUUGCAACGCCUUUAUAUGUCGAAAAAGACAGCACAAGGGAUGCGAUGGCAUAAAGAGGGUCGUAUUGAUGAUUCGAGCUGUAUGAGGCAUCCAGCUGAUUCCAAAGUUUGA
This is a messenger RNA of Carya illinoinensis, 924 nucleotides long. RefSeq lists its product as uncharacterized. The transcript has a single exon. The record is from RefSeq and is a predicted model, not a curated record. Bases 1 to 924 code for a protein of 307 amino acids. Lineage: Eukaryota; Viridiplantae; Streptophyta; Magnoliopsida; Fagales; Juglandaceae.